AUGCUCUCCCAGAGCGUGCUCUCGCUGCAGGUGGACGAGCUCAACGGACCCGCCCUCCAGCUCUACCGCGGGCUCGGCUACGAGGUGGUCGGCAGGGAGCGCGCGUCCACCACGCCGUCGAGGUAUCGCCUCGUCUCGAAGCUACUGCUCGGCGGUGUGCGGGAGCGGACCUUGCUCGUGCUGCAGAAGCCGCGGCCGCCCGCUGCGGCCGAGGCGGCGGAGCCGGAGGCUCGUCCCGAAUCCAGCCCCAUCAGUCCUAUGGCGGCAGCCGCCCGCAAGCGCGCCCGCACCGGCGGCGGCGGCGAGGAGGACGAGGAGCCCGUGCCGGUCGCGGGUGGCUUCGAGGCGCCCAUCUUUGGCGCGCGCGUGUAUGGCCAGGUGACCACGCUCACGCUCGAGGGCGAGGACGGCCCUCUAUCGCUCGGUCCGGUUGGCGUCGCGAGCGACCACGCGGGCGCCUGGUACGUCGCGACGAAGGACUCGCUGCUGCACGUCUCGGCGGCCGGGCGCGUGCGCCGCGUGGCAGCCUUGCCGGCAAGCAACGUCUUCAACAGCAUUGCUGUCAGCCCGGACAGGAGCGCGGCGUUUGUGGCGGACUACAGCAACCACAAGAUCCGGCGGGUGGAGGUGGCGACGGGCGAGGUGACCACGCUUGCGGGAAGCGGCGGCGAGGGCGAGGCCGAUGGCGUGGGCGAUGCGGCGGAGUUCUGCGGCCCAACUGCCAUCACCAUCAACCCAGGCGGCGGCGCGCUGUUUGUGGCGGACCAAGACAACCACAAGAUCCGGCGGGUUGAGGUGACUACGGGCGAGGUGACGAGUAUCGCGGGCAGCGGCGAGCCUGGCGACGCGGACGGCGUGGGCGAUGCGGCGGAGUUCUGCGGCCCACGCGGCCUUGCCAUCAGCCCAGACGGCGGCGCGCUGUUUGUGGCGGACCAAGGCAACGACAAGAUCCGGCGGGUGGAGGUGACGACAGGAGAGGUGACGACGGUCGCUGGAAGCGUCAACGAGGACGAGGGGGGCAACGCUGAUGGCGUGGGCGACGCGGCGCAGAUCGACGGCCCAUCUGGCAUCGCCAUCAGCCCAGACGGCGGCGCGCUGUUUGUGGCGGACUUAGGCAACAACAAGAUCCGGCGGGUUGAGGUGGCGACGGGCGCGGUGACGACGAUCGCGGGCAGUGGCAACGAGGGCAGCACUGACGGCGUGGGCGACGCAGCGGAGUUCAACGAACCACUCGAAAUCGCCAUCAGCGCCGGCGGGAGCACUCUUCUGGUCCGCACAAAGUUUACGGUUGGUUCGAGAGGUGGCCUCCGCCAGGUCUGCCUGGUUGCGCCUACUCCGCCUCCCUCCUUUGCCCCGAUCGUCGUUCCGCCCUCCACCUUCUCCGCCGACAUGGCGAAGACGUGGGGCGACGCCUCCCUCCCGCAGGGCAUGGUCACCUUCCUGGUCGGCGACGACGAGGAGCGCAUCGAGCACGUGAGCAAGUGCAACCUCUGCGCCCGGUCCGUUGUCUUUCGGACCAUGUUUGGCAUCGGCAUGAAGGAGCGCGACGCCGCCGAGGUCACGGUGUCCCACACCGACCUCGCCAGCUUCACUGCCCUUGUCCGCUACCUCCUCACCGACAACUUCGACCUCGGCGAGGAGGAGGGCGGCAGGGCGCAGCGCGCGCUCGACCUGCGGGAGCUGGCGCAGAUGUACCAGGUGCCGCGCCUCGAGCUGCUCUGCGCGCAGGCGCUGCAGGAGAGCGUCGCGCCGGCGACCGCCGUGCCGCUGCUCGAGGCGGCGCACACGACGGGCGACGGGCGGCUCCUCGCGCAGUGCCGCCGCUACGUGGCCGACCACGCCGCCGAGGUGCGGGCGAGCGGCGGCGUGGAGCAGCUGCGUGACCUGGGCGUGGCCAAGGGGCUGCUCGGCGACGCGCUCGACCAGGUGGCGGAGCUGAAGGGCGCGAUGCGCGCGCUCCGCGUCGCGGAGAGCUGA
Messenger RNA from Emiliania huxleyi CCMP1516, 1977 nucleotides. RefSeq lists its product as hypothetical. The record is from RefSeq and is a predicted model, not a curated record. The coding region runs from base 1 to 1977 and encodes 658 amino acids. NCBI's taxonomy places the organism in Eukaryota, Haptophyta, Isochrysidales, Noelaerhabdaceae. The transcript has 5 exons. Gene Ontology annotation, molecular function: protein binding.